Messenger RNA from Microtus ochrogaster (prairie vole), 2807 nucleotides. RefSeq names its product paired box 6 (gene Pax6). NCBI's taxonomy places the organism in Eukaryota, Metazoa, Chordata, Mammalia, Rodentia, Cricetidae. Gene Ontology annotation, biological process: regulation of transcription by RNA polymerase II; anatomical structure development. The transcript is spliced from 14 exons. The record is from RefSeq and is a predicted model, not a curated record. Gene Ontology annotation, molecular function: DNA-binding transcription factor activity, RNA polymerase II-specific; RNA polymerase II cis-regulatory region sequence-specific DNA binding. The coding region runs from base 533 to 1843 and encodes 436 amino acids.
AGUGGGUUUGAAAAGCGAACCGUGCCUCGGCCUCAUUUCCCGCUCUGGUUCAGGCGCAGGAGGAAGUGUUUUGCUGGAGGAUGAUGACAGAGGUCAGGCUUCGCUAAUGGGCCAGUGAGGAGCGGUGGAGGCGAGGCCGGGCGCCGGCACACACACAUUAACACACUUGAGCCAUCACCAAUCAGCAUAGGGAUCUGAGAAUUGCUCUCACACACCAACCCAGCAGCGUCCGUGGAGAAAACUCUCACGAGCAACUCUCUUAAAAAUACCAUCAUUUCAAACCGUUGUGGUCUUUAAGCAACAACAGGGGGGAAACAACAAAAAACAAAACAAAAAAAAGCCCAAUCAAACAAAACUCUUGACAGGAGCUUUGACAACGCCGAGAGAAAGGAUGCCUCUUAAAGGCAGAAGACUUUAACUAAGGGCAAGCAGAUGUGUGAGAUCUUCUACUCUAAGAGUGGACAUACAUACCAGUUUUCAGAGCCCCGUAUUCGAGCCCCGUGGGACCCGGAGGCCGCCAACCAGAGCCAGCAUGCAGAACAGUCACAGCGGAGUGAAUCAGCUUGGUGGUGUCUUUGUCAACGGGCGGCCACUGCCGGACUCCACCAGGCAGAAGAUCGUAGAGCUAGCUCACAGCGGGGCCCGGCCGUGCGACAUUUCCCGAAUUCUGCAGACCCAUGCAGAUGCAAAAGUCCAAGUGCUGGACAAUGAAAACGUGUCCAACGGAUGUGUGAGUAAAAUUCUGGGCAGGUAUUACGAGACUGGCUCCAUCAGACCCAGGGCAAUCGGAGGUAGUAAACCAAGAGUGGCGACUCCAGAAGUUGUGAGCAAAAUAGCCCAGUAUAAACGGGAGUGCCCGUCCAUCUUUGCUUGGGAAAUCCGAGACAGAUUAUUAUCCGAGGGGGUCUGUACCAACGAUAACAUACCCAGUGUGUCAUCAAUAAACAGAGUUCUUCGCAACCUGGCUAGCGAAAAGCAACAGAUGGGCGCAGACGGCAUGUAUGAUAAACUAAGGAUGUUGAACGGGCAGACCGGAAGCUGGGGCACCCGCCCUGGUUGGUAUCCCGGGACUUCAGUACCAGGGCAACCUACACAAGAUGGCUGCCAGCAACAGGAAGGAGGGGGAGAGAACACCAACUCCAUCAGUUCCAAUGGGGAAGAUUCGGACGAGGCUCAAAUGCGGCUCCAGCUGAAGCGGAAGCUGCAGAGAAAUAGAACAUCUUUCACCCAGGAGCAGAUUGAGGCUCUGGAGAAAGAGUUUGAGAGGACCCAUUAUCCAGACGUGUUUGCCCGGGAAAGACUAGCAGCCAAAAUAGAUCUACCUGAAGCAAGAAUACAGGUAUGGUUUUCUAAUCGAAGGGCCAAAUGGAGAAGAGAAGAGAAACUGAGGAACCAGAGAAGACAGGCCAGCAACACCCCUAGCCACAUCCCUAUCAGCAGCAGUUUCAGCACCAGUGUCUACCAGCCGAUUCCACAGCCCACCACGCCUGUUUCUUCCUUCACAUCAGGCUCCAUGUUGGGCCGAACGGACACUGCCCUCACCAACACGUACAGUGCUCUGCCACCGAUGCCCAGCUUCACCAUGGCAAACAACCUGCCUAUGCAACCCCCAGUCCCCAGCCAGACCUCUUCAUACUCCUGCAUGCUACCCACCAGCCCUUCGGUAAAUGGGCGAAGUUAUGACACCUAUACCCCUCCGCACAUGCAAACACACAUGAACAGUCAGCCCAUGGGCACCUCGGGGACCACUUCAACAGGACUCAUUUCCCCCGGAGUGUCAGUUCCUGUCCAAGUUCCCGGGAGUGAACCUGACAUGUCUCAGUACUGGCCCCGAUUACAGUAAAGAGAGAGCGUGACCGAGAGAGGAAACCGUGUUCACUCAGUCAGUGACUAUGUGGACACGAUAGUUGGGUGUUCAGGAAGGAAAGAGAAAUGGCUGUUAGAAGCACUUCACUCUGCAACUGUGUCCUGUAUUGGAGCCCGGGAAUGGACUAGAAACAAGGACCUUUGCAUACAGAAGGCGCGGUAUCAGUUGGAACAAAUCUUCAUUUUGGUAUCCAAACUUUUAUUAAUUUUGGUGUAUUAUUUGUAAAUGGGCAUUUGUAUGUUAUAACGAAGAAAAGAACAACCCAGGCUGGUGGACCUUGGAUCUGUGUUGGCUCAUGUGGUUGUUUAAAGGAAACCAUGAUUGACAAGAUUUGCCAUGGAUUUAAGAGUUUUAUCAAGAUAUAUCGAAUACUUCUACCCAUCUGUUCAUAGUUUAUGGACCGAUGUUCCAAGUUUGUAUCAUUCCUUUGCAUAUAAUUAAACCUGGAACAACACACACUAGAUAUAUGUAAGAAAUAUCCAUUGGUUUUCCAAAGGUUGUUAACAGAUGAAGUUUAUGUGCAAAAAGGGUAAGAUAUAAAUUCAAGGAGAAGUUGAUAGCUAAAAGGUAGAGCGUGUCUUCGAUAUAAUCCAAUUUGUUUUAUGUCAAAAUGUAAGUAUUUGUCUUCCCUAGAAAUCCUCAGAAUGAUUUCUAUAAUAAAGUUAAUUUCAUUUAUAUUUGACAAGAAUACUCUAUAGAUGUUUUAUACACAUUUUCAUGCAAUCAUUUGUUUCUUUCUUGGCCAGCAAAAAAAUUAAUUGUUCUUAGAUAUAGCUGUAUUACUGUUCACAGUCCAAUCAUUUUGUGCAUUUAGAAUUCAUUCCUAAUCAAUUAAAAGUGCUUGCAAGAGUUUUAAACCUAAGUGUUUUGAAGUUGUUCACAAAUACAUAUCAAAAUUAACCAUUGUUGAUUGUAAAAACCAUGCCAAAGCCUUUGUAUU